Scylla paramamosain (green mud crab) is the source of this 2579-nucleotide messenger RNA. RefSeq lists its product as uncharacterized. NCBI's taxonomy places the organism in Eukaryota, Metazoa, Arthropoda, Malacostraca, Decapoda, Portunidae. The transcript is spliced from 5 exons. The record is from RefSeq and is a predicted model, not a curated record. Gene Ontology annotation, molecular function: ubiquitin protein ligase activity; peptidyl-prolyl cis-trans isomerase activity. The coding region runs from base 106 to 1719 and encodes 537 amino acids. Gene Ontology annotation, biological process: protein ubiquitination; protein peptidyl-prolyl isomerization.
GUGUGUAUGUGUGUGUGUGUUUAUUAAGAAUGCUGUACUCGAUGCGUCAUAGCUUCUUUUUGUGACGGCGAGUUUUUAGUUAUUGAUGUGACGGUGUUGGUAGUGAUGGUGGUUGUCACUGGACGAGGCGGAGGCUGUGCACGGAGCGGGUGGGUUACGACGUCACGUUACGCGCCGCCUCUUGCGCAACACGAGGUGGUGAUGGCGUCCCGUGACUGCCAGGUGUGUCUGGAGUCCUACGACGAGGAGAAGAGGAAGCCUCGGUGCCUCAGCUGCGGCCACACCCUUUGCAACUCGUGCAUCGCAGACUGCCUCUCCCGCGGUCCGCUGCUGUGUCCCUUUUGCCGCUUGGCACAUGCCGCGCCCGUCACCUACGCUAGUGACGUGCCUGUCAACUACACGGUGAUCAGCCUGCUGCAGGAUGCCUCCUACCCACUGGCCUCGCAGAGGACGGAGGCACUGCUGGCAGAGGUCAAGAAGGAAGCUAACGAAUUCACCACAAGUCAGCUGGUGACGUGUAACUGCAGACUAACGAGGCUGCAUGACUUCCAGCAGCGCCUGAAUGAACAGUGCAGCGUCCACAGGGUGCACGUGCAGGCCCUCAGGUCGCUGGUGGAGCGCCACGAGGGCCUGCUGCGGGACAUGACCGGCAGGGCGAAGCAGGCCGCCGCCAUCAUUACCAAGGGGGAGGAAAUCAGAUCCAUGUUGGAGUCAGCCCAGGGCAAGGUGAACGGCGCCACUAACCUGCUGGAGGUGACGGCGGCACACGAGGAGGACCGCCGCUACAAGACCACCGUGACGGAAUGGGACGCUGCCGCCCACCACCUGCUGCAGUCCCAGGUGGUCGCAGCGGCCAGGGAGCUGGAGUUUGUGACGGCCGCCGCCCUCCAAGCUGUGGUGGAACGCAGCAUGUCCGCCGCCACCGCCGCCGUCACGCCCACCAAGGCCAUCCAGCCCCCCCUGCUGCAGGAGUCUGCAGGAGAAAGACUGUCGUUAACACAGCAGGUGACGGAGCCCGGUGACACCUCGCAGCUGGUGCUGGAGAUGGUGAAGCAGGCCAGGCUGGUGGGGAGCAGCGUGUGGGCGACCACGAUGAAGAGCGGUAGGCCGCGACGGGCCAGAGUGGACCAGCAGGGUGACCAUCUCUUCCUCUCCGCCCUGCAGGAGGGGGAACCGCCCCUAUACUCCCACACCUUGCCGUACGAGAAGGUGCGGGGCAUGGUGGACGAAGACUACUUGAUGGUGUUCCUGGAGGUGUCGUGGGGCGGGCAGGUGCAGGGCAGAGUUAACAUCAAGCUGACCAACGCAGCCACCAGGACCAGACACUUUUUCUACCUGUGCACAGGUGAGCUUGGCCCCUCAUACGGUGGCACCUGCCUGCUGGAGGUGGAGAAUCGUGGCCAGCCGGGAGAGCGAGUGUGGGGCGGCGACUACCAAGCCAACAACGGCACCGGCGGCGUGGCGAUGAAGGGCUUCACCAUGGGGGAACUGACGGCACAACCGGUAACAGCGGGCCUCGUGGCGAGCUUCUGCUACGGCAGUGACGACCACCGCAAGCCCUCACACUUCGUGGUGUACACCAGUGACUACCCAGUGACGUACGAGGAGUGUCCUGUGGGCAGGGUGGACCAAGGCCUCGACCUCUUCCGCUCUGUUGCCAAAGUAAGUAAUGUCCGCGAUGCCACCGUCAGUGACUGCGGCCUCGUGUUGCUUGUGUGACGACGGGUUGUCCGAAACGGCAGGGCUGGGACGCCUGCCGUAGACUACCUCGGUCUGGCACCGCGAAGCGUGGCGGGGAGGCGGCUGCUCCCGGGACAGAAACUCGUCACAUCGCCCCUCCUAGCUCGAGCAAUGAGCACUCACUGUUGUCUGGUACCCACCUAAGGCCGCUGCAGGCGGCAACACGCUGACAGACACGGCAGGACACCCGCCCCGGUGUAUAUUGCUUAUACGAAUGUACUCAGUGACUGGCAAAGCAGGCCACGUGUCUGUGUGUGUGUGUGUGUUCCCAAAUUGUCUUGGCACAGCUGUCAGGGAGCUGUGCCUCCCUGGUGGAACAAACAAGUACAGCAACCAAGGAAGCAAGGCCCUCCGUGCAUUCCUGUGGCGGAGACCCUGCCGAAACAGACACAAGCUCACCCUGCCCUGCCGUUCUACAGCCAGACACACGUCACUGCCGCAAUAAGUAAUCCACACACCCGGGCACUGCUGUGUGAGGCUCAGAAGGCCAAGCCCACAACCUGUGGGUGAAGCAGGUGGUGCCGCGGCAGUAUUUCCUUCGCUUUGCAGCUGGCAGGUGACUGUGACCGCCCUCACGCACCCGCCGCCCGGCCACCGGUGUUAUCUCUUGGGGAACUUAACAGUUAUUGUUUCAGCUGUGUAGCGUCCAGCUGGCCGAGAGAGAGAGAGAGAGAGAGAGAGAGAGAGAGAGAGAGAGAGAGAGAGAGAGAGAGAGAGAGAGAGAGAGAGAGAGAGAGAGAGAGAGAGAGAGAGAGAGAGACGCAGUCACAGAAUUGUAAUAAAUAAUAGAUAUAUCAGCGUUGUUGUCUGUUGUAUAGAAUAAAUAAACAGCAUGUAUU